AUGGCUGCCAUGGAGGAAUUGCUGGCGCCCGCGGUCCAUGCCCCUUUACAACCGGCGUCUUCCUCCCUCCUCUCACGACGUCGCAAGUCUCGCUCGCAUUCCUCGGCAGCAAGUUCAGCACCACAGGUUGAUCAGACGUCCCCGGAGGUGAUCACGUCUUUGAUAUCGUCUCUGUCCACCAUUUCCGUGCCUCUCCAGACACAUUUCGACAACGUCCCGCGUCUUGAUUUAGAUACGGGCCCUUCAUCACCAAUUUUUUCGGUAUUUUUUCCAUCGGAGCUUCAGCCUGCUGCAGACCAACAUCCGCCGAGCGAUCAUGGGUUUGGAGUGAGCUACGGAGCGCAACCGGCCUCUGAAGAAGGAUCGAACAAUCCGUUUCUGCAUCCAGAUGAUGCUGCUGAUGCGCCGGUCAUCCGCAUGGCCAGAGCUCCGCCAUCUCCCAAGCCGAAAACUGCUAUCGUCCCUCCUCCUCCCGUGAGACCUCCUUCCAGGAGUUCUUACACAUCCACAAAAGCGGCAGGUGAGGACGGCGCAUUUGGUAUGAUCACUUCGGAACCUGGCCCCCGAGUGUCAACCGCACCGAGCAUCGCAUCCACCGGUUCUUCUGGGCGAAGGAGCCUUAAAAGCCAACUCGGUCUACUGAAGAGAUCGUCGCGCGAGUUUAUGAGCGACAAGGAUAAACACGCAGACCGGCUACGGAAAACAAGUAGUUACAACGAUAGCCUGAGACACAAUAUCCCUCGCAGUCGAACCAGCUUGCGGUCCAUGCACUCCAUGGCCGAUGUUGCCGAGGAGGCGCGGCUGGAUCACUUUUCCAAGGAAGCACGUCACGAAACUGCCGCCAGUGCCCCGCCGAGCAGGGAUCGUUCAUCAUCGCAAAGCGCGCGCGCAAGUAUUAGCAGCACACCGGGGGGUAUUGGUAGUGGGAGGGUCAUUCCGGCCCGCGAGUCGUCAUUGCGACAUAGCUUUUCCUCCAGCCCGAGGAAGCGCGGGUCCACUCGCCAUAGCAGGUACUCUUCUACUGCCAGUCGGGAGAUGAAACCGGAUAGGAAUGGCGGCGAUGAUGUUGGCAGCGAAGCCGAGCAGGUCACAAGGAGGAUACAGGAAUUGAAGGAUCAACAGCAGCGAAUCAAAACCGAAUUGGAAACGGACGACAGCCCAGAAAAAUCUUCCAAGGGAUCACUACCUCAGCCAGCUCGGCCUGUACGACGAUCAACCGACAUGGAUCAGCAUGUCCAUGGAAAUGGGAGCUCUGCCUUCGAAGAGAGCGCUCCGGCGCCAGCUGUUAUGACAGGGAAAAGCCGGACAGUGACUCGGAAUGAAUCCGCGCCCAUCUCAAAGAAUCCCAAUCUACCUCUGCAAGGUUACGCAGCUCGGCAGUCUUUCGACAAACCAGGCUCAACUGAGAGGCUCCGAUCUAGGCGAUCAUUGGAGCCGUCGACCCCAACCCGUGACCACAAGCGUGCUCCAUCUAAUCCAGCCUCACCAAACCAUGCUUCCGUCAACGAAGAACGGCCGUCGAGCGCCGACUCAAUUGACUUCGCGGUACUCGAGUACAUCUCGUCUCCGAAACUUACCCAAAAGGUUCCUCAUCCUACUACCGGCCGUGCAAUUGCCUUUUCGGAGGUCGGCGACCCUAGGGGUCAUGUCGUCUUAUGCUGUCUCGGAAUGGGUCUUACUCGAUAUCUUAUGGCAUUCUACGACGAAUUGGCCCGCUCUCUUAAUCUCCGACUCGUGACAUUGGAUCGCCCGGGUGUAGGGGAGAGCGCGCCGUAUGCGGAGGAGGCAGGGAACCCGCUCAGUUGGCCAGACGAUGUUGCAAUUGUGUGUAAUCAUCUGAAAGUCAAUAAAUUCUCAAUUCUAGCUCACUCUGCCGGCGCGAUCUAUGCCUUGGCAACAGCGCUCAGGAUUCCACAACAUAUCCGCGGCCGUAUCCACCUCCUGGCCCCGUGGAUUCCGCCAUCCCAGUUAUCGAGCAUCGGGUCACAAAAGGAACCCGUACCUACCAAUGCUGUUCCUUACUCCCAGAGGAUUUUGCGGGCCCUGCCUGCCUCAUUCCUCAAAGUUGCCAACUCGAGUUUCAUGAGUGCCACAAGUGCUAGUAUUACCUCAAGUUUGCCGAAAGCUCCUCGCCGGACCCGACGCAGGGCGACGUGGAAAGAGUCGGCCCCCACCACGGCCGCUGAAUCCAACGGAUCUGGACGGACUCAGUCCAAGAUUCACCAACAGGGGGACGAUCUGAAAGCGCUUCAGAACAUAAAGCCACCCACCGUGUCGACAGGCACGCAUUUAAAGAAAGCCGAAGCCACCCUGGGCCAGACGGCGGCUAUUCUGAACGAAGACCGGGAGCGCCAAUCUGAUUAUGAUAACAGAUUGACGCACAAGAUAUGGGAGCUAGCCACUACCAACGCCAACCCGGCAGUCGAUCUCCUGGUCUGCCUGGAACGUCAUCAAUCCAUUGGAUUUCGCUAUGUCGAUAUCACUCGUAACGUUGUCAUGCACCAUGGGAGCCGAGAUACUCGCGUCCCCGUGGAUAAUGUUCGGUGGUUAGGCAAGACCAUGCGACGGUGCGAAGUCCGGGUCCUUGAGGGUGAAGGCCAUGGCUUGAUGGCUUCUGCAACCGUCAUGGGCAAUGUGCUAAUGGAGAUAGCCAAAGAAUGGGAGGACUGGAUGACCAUUGUUCAAGGCCGGCGUCGGGGAACGGUGGGACCACGCCCAGCACUACCAUCGUGA
Aspergillus clavatus NRRL 1 is the source of this 2733-nucleotide messenger RNA. Its product is annotated as alpha/beta fold hydrolase. NCBI's taxonomy places the organism in Eukaryota, Fungi, Ascomycota, Eurotiomycetes, Eurotiales, Aspergillaceae. Bases 1 to 2733 code for a protein of 910 amino acids. The record is from RefSeq and is a predicted model, not a curated record. The transcript has 2 exons.